Molecule: messenger RNA, 1837 nt
Organism: Panicum hallii
Lineage: Eukaryota; Viridiplantae; Streptophyta; Magnoliopsida; Poales; Poaceae
Product: biotin--protein ligase 2-like
Exons: 9
Coding region: 48-1205 (385 amino acids)
Biological process (GO): protein modification process
Cellular component (GO): cytoplasm
Molecular function (GO): biotin--[biotin carboxyl-carrier protein] ligase activity
Source: RefSeq, a predicted model, not a curated record
ACCAACCCAAACCAAACCAACGAAACCAACCAACAGCGACGGCAGCAAUGCCGCCGUUCCCCGUGCGCCUCCCGCAGGCGCAGCCGUCGUCGACAACCCGCGCCGCGGCGGCCGCGGCAGCCGCCGUCGGGGCCGUGAUCGCCGCAGUCGCGCUCCGGCGCUACCUCUCCACCUCCCGCCGCCGUCCGUCCGCCUCGGUGGCCAUGUCCGCGCUCAGGAGCAGCAGCAGCAGCAGCGCCUCCGCCGCCACCACGCUCGUGGCGUACGGCAAGUCGCCGCAGGACCAGGAGCUCCUGGCCUCCGCGGCAGGCUCUGUCGCCCCAGGGGAGGGCGGGUCGGCCGGGGAGUUCGCCGUCGCGCUCUCCUACGCGGGCGCGGGGUUCGACGCGGGCGCGUACAUGGGCGCGCUCCGGGCGCGGCGGUUCGGGAGGUGGAUGCUCUGGUCGCCGAGGAUCGGCUCCACGCAGGACCUCAUCGCGCAGAACUUUGCGAAGCUUCCGGUGGGCGUUGUGUGCGUCGCCGACGUGCAGUUCAAAGGGAGAGGCAGAUCAAAGAAUGUGUGGGAAUCGCCACCAGGGUGUCUCAUGUUCUCUUUCACAUCACAGAUGCAGGAUGUGAGGAAGUUACCCCUUAUGCAAUAUGUUGUUUGUCUUUCCAUGACUGAAGCCAUCAAAGAACUAUGCCGUGCUAAGGGAUUACCAGAACUUGAUGUAAGAAUAAAGUGGCCUAAUGAUCUCUAUCUGAAAGGAUUAAAAGUUGGCGGCAUUCUAUGUACCUCAUCUUAUGAAGCAAAAGUCUACAAUAUUUGCACUGGUAUUGGUUUAAAUGUUGACAAUGAGAAGCCUUCCACAUGCUUAAAUGCUGCACUUCAAGAAGCAAAUGCUAUAUCACCGAGAUUGAAACGAGAAGAUGUACUGGCAUACUUCUUCAAUAAAUUUGAAAAUCUUUUUGAGAUCUUUUCAAACCAAGGAUUUCAGGCUCUUGAGGAGCAAUACUAUAACUCAUGGCUUCAUAGUGGCCAGACAGUUGUCGUACAAGAUGCACAUGAAUGCCAGUCUGUAGGCAGUGUCGUCACUAUCCAGGGGUUAACACCAACUGGGUACUUAUACGCUAUUGGCGAGGAUGACAAAUCCUAUGAGUUGCACCCAGAUGGCAACAGCUUUGAUUUCUUUACUGGAUUGGUGAGGAGAAAGAUGGAAGCUUAAGUCUUCGAUACAAUGCAUAGAUAUGUUCAACAAAUUGUACAAAUGAUAGAAGAUGUUACGAAUCGAAUGAGAACAUGUAGGCAUCAGUGCUGCCACCUGCAUCCCAUUAUGUACUUCAAAGCUUGUUCUUGAAAGAAAUAGAAAAAAUAUUAUUGUGAAAGUUCUGUACAGCUGCUUUCAGAUUCUCUCAAACAUUAAGAAUUGCUCCAACCUUCCACUUCAGUUUGUGAUGGCUCCCCGGACGCAAAUAAGGAAAAGACAAACCAAGACUGAACUACGGGCAUGAGUUCAAAUGUCAGGAGGUUAAAGCCGCAAUGGCUGAAGACCCUUUACUUGAAUAAACCAUAGCAAGAGGGCAGGAAAACCAUGAAGCGCCGCUGCUCUGCUGCUGGGCGCAGUAGCUUCAUCCACAGUGUUUAGGGCUUGGUGUAUUUGAAUCAGCCAUCAGGUUCUGUUAUAGCUGUGAGCCUGUGACAUUGCAAUAGUUUUUUGUUCUAGUGAGUUGAGUUUUUUGUUCCCCCUAGUGAGUUGAGUUGGAGAGAUUAUACUGGUUAUUCCAGUGAAUUGAGUGUGAAGGUAUUUGCACAGAAUCCUAACUUGUUUUGACUUUUUAACCAUAUGAAAGGAGAUCC